Messenger RNA from Brassica rapa (field mustard), 2170 nucleotides. RefSeq lists its product as uncharacterized. NCBI's taxonomy places the organism in Eukaryota, Viridiplantae, Streptophyta, Magnoliopsida, Brassicales, Brassicaceae. The record is from RefSeq and is a predicted model, not a curated record.
UACAGAGGUUGCGAAGGUUAUGGAAGUUACGGAUCCAUUCGACGUGAUACAACAGCUUUUCAGAGAGGUUGGAAUCUGGAGUUCGAUGCGAUGAAGGUGGCAAAGACGAAAUCUAUGGAUUUUCCGGCGAUUAAUAGAGACUCGCGGUCGUCGUCGUUCGAUCAACAGACGAUGAAAUCUAUGGAUGUUCCGGCGGUUAACAAACUGGAGUCGCGAUCGUCGUUCGAGAGUGACAGUGCUGUGUUGAUGGAAUAUUUGACUGGUGGACUCCAAAAAUUCCUUGCAUCGAGGAGAUCUGCCAUGAAUGAUAAUCGGAGUAUGAUAUCAGGGAAGGAGAAAUUGGCCUCAGGAGUGAUAGAUGGUGACCUGCGAAAGAACGAAGCUCCGACAUCUGUGACAUUUCAUUCUCAGGUAUCGCUUCAGAAUCUGGAACAGAACCGGAAGGAUUCUCAAUUAGGUUAUCGAGCUGGUGUGUUGAAUGUUGAAAGUAGUGAUCAUAUUAUCAAAAAUGCUGAGAUGCCUGUGUUUGAGGACUUGCCUAUGUUUGAUGGAGCAAAUCCAGAAAGUUGGAUUGUGAAAGCUGAUCGGUUCUUUCGUCAUUAUGAAGAUGAUGCAAAACUAGACCUCAUUUUUCUGUAUUUGGAAGGAGCUGCUCGUCGAUGGUUCUAUUGGGUGAGGCGCAGAACGAAAUUCAAGGAUUGGAGUGACUUCAAGUGCAAUUUGUUGGCUCAAUUUGGUCCUGCUCCGAGUUGUUUUUCAGCAGCAGUGAACCAGAAAGAGUUAGUUUCCGAGCUUGUUCCUGAAAGAGAAUUGUUGAAGAAGACAGUAACUGUGGAAGUGAAUUUGAAAGAAGAAUCACCUUCUAGCAAUGAAGAUGUUCUUGAGGCAGAAGUGGGGACGAAAACAGCAUCGCCAUGUGUAGAAGAAACUAUUGUUUGUCAUAUCCCUAGUUGCUCUUCCCCAGAAAUGAUGUUCAAGUCAAGCUUAUUUCCUACGGCUGAUCAAAAGACAGAAGUAAAGGAUAAGAAAGACUCAACUGAGAACAUGGAACAAAAGACUGUUGUAGAGAGUGAGAUAUCAAUCACUGCUGGUGUGGAGAAGGCUGAUUCGUCUUUGGUGAAAGUUCCAAGUUGUUCUUUGGUGAAAGGGACACAGCAUGAUUCAUUGAUGUCAUGCAAGUUUUCUGUUCUUAAGCCAAGAGUUGUGCAGGAGAGGCAGCCGCCAAGUACAGAAGAAACCAAGGAGAUAUCUUUUCCAAAAGCUGCAGAGUUGCCUUACAACUGGACUACGGUUUUGAAACCUGCAAUCAUGAGUGAAAGUUUUGAGUACUAUGAUGGUAGAAUAUUUUCUGUGUUGCAGCCAAGCUCGUGUACCAAUCUGGUUUCAUCUGAAGUUUACUGUGUUCAGCAAAGUGUUACUCAAGUUAGAAGUAUAACAAGUGAGCACCACCAGAGGAAGUUCUAUAUAACACGGAAGUUUAAAUACAAGUCUAGAAUGCUGCAGCAGUUUUGGAAUCAUAGUGAACAGCUGGAAGUAGUGGAGUGUUCCAAUGUGACAUCCAUCAGUCCUUACAUAAUUUUAGAAGAGAGUGUGGCAGUGGUGAUAAGGUGGUUACAAGGGAACACGAGACAUGAUUCCCAAAGCAUGAAAAGACUUAUUCUGGGUGAUAUCAAGUCCCACAUAUGGCAUAAAUGGAGAUCUAAGCCAGAGAAUUUGAUGAACAUGUCGGAAGCUAUGACGUUUCGAGUGGUAACUUCUCAGCUUGUGCAAGAUAUGAUACCUACCAGUUCUACACUCUUUCAUUGAUGAUGAAUCUUGAUGGCUCUCUUGCAAGGGGAAACUCAUGAAAUAGUAACCUAUUCUUAACAUUUUGUUGGAGAUUGAAAAAUAAUGUAAACAACAAACUGUCAACAUACAUAAGAGAAAAAAGGAAAUGUAGAUUAAGGAACGCUUCUCAUAGACAAAGCUAAAUUAUCUCUGUAGCUUUACAACAUUGAAGAGCUUGAAAAUGAAGAAGUUUAAGCAGACGCUGCAGGUUCUGAAGCAGCUGCUUCAGCUGCAGCAGCUCUCUUCUUAGCAAAGUAUUCAUCUGCUCGUGCUUGGUUCUUAGCAACAGAUGGCUUCACCCAUUUCUUUCUUCCGGGCAACACAGUGAGUGUACAACCUGAAG